CUCCUUCUUCGAGGGCGUGCAGCAGCGGGCGCUGCGUCACAGCCUGAGGGGUUGGCACCUGAGGGCGCGGGAUCCAGGCAGCGCCAGGACCACCUUGGCCUCAGCGGUUCUGGGCGGCGUCCUGGGAUGCCGGGCCCCGCAGGACACCCCGCAGCUCCCUGGAGAGGGACUUCACACCUCCUUCCCCAGGCUUCCCGGGCCCUCCCCGCUCCUGGAGGCGUUCCGGGUGAGCUUUCUGUGGGCAGCUGGGCGGCGGCAGCAGGGGCGACACCUUCUGCUCUGGCAGGCGCAGGCCCAGCAGUCCCGGGGCGUGGCACGGUGGCACCAGCGUAACCUUCAGAGGCGCAUCCUCCUUGGCUGGAGCCAUGGGGCAACAGCCCAGGGGGCCAGGAGAGAGCUGGCUGCCCCCCGGGCCUGGGAUCAGAGCUGCAGGGCUGCGCUGGGCCUGUGGCAGCAGCGGCUGGUGCAGCAGCAGGAGACGGAGCAGUGGGCCCGGGAGUGGGGCGGGGACAGCAGCGACGUGCACUGGGCCACCGUCACUGCCACUGGCAGAGGGCACUUCAGCAUCUCUCUGGCCACAGGACAGCAGCUCCUGCGUGAAAAGUACCAGCGGUGUGUGCGCGCCCGCCUCCAGGGCCUGCGCAGGGCCGUGUUCCGGGGCUGGUAGGAGGCAGCAGCUCGUCAGAGACCCACAGCGGCCAGUCCAGAGCAGCUCCUACUGCAGAGCCACUUCCGGGCCUGGUGUGGAGUAGUGAGAGACACAGUGACGCCCCGGGUCAAGGGUCCAGCCUUCCAGGAUGGCCGGAGGAGAUGGGCACCAGGGGCCACACUUGCCAGUGAAGCCCCAGAAGCUGCAGCCCGGCCUCAGGAGCAGCACGUGGCCCAGGCCCCCUUCUCCUGCUGGAGAAGCCAAGCACAGGGACACCAGGUGGACAGCAAGGUGAGGAGGGCCCGGGCCCAGCAGACCUUCGUUGCAAGGCAAGUGGCCCCAGGCGAGUGCUGUGAGGCCCGCCAGCAGGCAGGAGAGAGAACCCAGGCCCAGGCCCUGUGCUGGAUGCUGUGGGCACGUGAGUCCUGCCUGCAGCGGGUCAGCCGAGACCAUGCUGCCCCGAAGCUGAGCGCCAGGUGGGUGCCCAUGGCCCGCAGCUGCAGGCCACAGGCCACAGGGCCUGGCCUGCCCAGCCCAACCAAGCACCACGGCCCCAGUGGACAGAGGAAGCAGAGAGAAAUGUCCCGGACUCAGACUCCAGCUGCAGGGGCCCAGGGCCAGCGCCCUACGGGGCCAGAAGGGGACCGCAGCUCUGAGACCAAAGACCUUGAGGGCAAAGGCGAGGCUGAGCAAAGGUGUCUGGGGUGGGAGCAGAGUGUGUGCGUGGAGAGGCCCUCUCUGGCCGGUGCUCGUCCUGCAGGAUUCUGCGGAGCAGGCGCAGGCCCGUGGCUCUGCCCUCUUUCCUGGCCAUUAAGGGGUCGUGAUGCCCUUUGCUGUCAAGACACACACCAGGGCCUCUCCCCUCAGGAGGAAGUACCUGCAGCGCUGGCGCCUUUAGGCACUGCUCCACGGGCUCUGGGGUUCCUGCAGGCCAGGCCCGGGCAGCUGCGUGGCAGCGCUGGGUAGACGCUCAGGGGACGGAGCAGCUGGUGUCGACACUGACGAGUGGGGCGGCCCCUCCCCACCCUCACGCUGAUCUCCCAUCACGUCCCGUUCCCAGCCCUAACCCCUGGAAACGCAGUCUCUGAAAGUAAGUUCAGGCCUUUGGACUUACCAAGCCUGAAACCUCGGGAACAGGUGCAGGAAUCUGCAUUGCUAGCACACCUCAGGUGACACCUCCUCGUCACACCCCCUUCCUCCUGGUGCCGCAGAGGCGCAGGCAAGGAGAGGCAGCCGGGACAGCGGGGGGCCCAGCUCGGGGCCUCCUCGCGACUGUCCCCAUAGCUCAGGCAGUGGCACCUGAGGCGGGCCUGGCGACUGUGGGCCCUGCGGCUGCAGGUGUCUCAGCAGUUACAGCAACAAGAAGCCGGCUGGGUCCGUUCCCAGGUCCGGGGGC
Molecule: messenger RNA, 2045 nt
Organism: Kogia breviceps (pygmy sperm whale)
Lineage: Eukaryota; Metazoa; Chordata; Mammalia; Artiodactyla; Physeteridae
Source: RefSeq, a predicted model, not a curated record